This is a messenger RNA of Cebus imitator (Panamanian white-faced capuchin), 2545 nucleotides long. It is a transcript of the gene CREG2, whose product is annotated as cellular repressor of E1A stimulated genes 2. NCBI's taxonomy places the organism in Eukaryota, Metazoa, Chordata, Mammalia, Primates, Cebidae. The record is from RefSeq and is a predicted model, not a curated record. The transcript has 4 exons. Bases 315 to 1187 code for a protein of 290 amino acids.
GCCCACCCUCUGGCUGCGCAACCUGUGUCAUCCUGCAGGAAACGAAGCCAUCCCCGGACCUGGCGCGCGAGGAAGACUCCGCAGGAUGCGCGGCGUGUGCGCGGAACCUGGUCUUCUACGAGCCUGGACUUCCGAGCGUGGCGCGCGGCUGCAGGGAUUGAUUCUCCGGGAAUCGUGCCGGGGACCGCGCCCGGGAAUCCUGCGGGGGUGGGAGGGGGGCUCGGGCUCCGCGCCUCCGCCGCAGGGGGGCGCUGCGGGGCUCCCCGGCGCUGGCGCUGCUGGCCGCCCCCGCGGCUGGGCGUGCCGCCUGCAAGAUGUCCGUGCGCCGCGGCCGGCGGCCGGCGCGGCCCGGGACCCGCCUCUCCUGGCUGCUGUGCUGCAGCGCCCUGCUGUCCCCGGCCGCGGGCUACGUGAUCGUGAGCUCCGUGUCCUGGGCCGUCACCAACGAGGUGGACGAGGAGCUGGACAGCGCCUCCACCGAGGAGGCUAUGCCCGCGCUGCUGGAGGACUCGGGCAGCAUCUGGCAGCAGAGCUUCCCCGCCUCGGCUCACAAGGAGGACGCGCACCUGCGGCCCCGGGCGGGCGCCGCGCGCGCCAGGCCGCCCCCCGCGCCGCCCGGGAUGUUCUCCUACCGGCGUCAGGGCGGCCAGGCAGGCGGUGCCUCCCCGGCCCCGAGGCUGCGAGCCGCCACCGCCCGCUCCCUGGCCCACGCCAGCGCCUGGGGCUGCCUGGCCACCGUGUCCGCCCACGAGAAGAUCCAAGGACUGCCAUUUGGGAACUGCCUGCCCAUCAGUGACGGCCCCUUCAACAAUAGCACUGGGAUUCCUUUCUUCUACAUGACAGCCAAGGACCCCGUGGUGGCCGAUCUGAUGAAGAACCCCAUGGCCUCGCUGACGCUGCCGGAAUCAGAAGGGGAGUUCUGCAGAAAAAACAUCGUUGACCCGGAGGAUCCCCGAUGUGUCCGGUUAACACUCACCGGUCAGAUGAUUGCAGUGUCUCCAGGAGAAGUAGAAUUUGCCAAGCAAGCCAUGUUUUCAAGGCACCCAGGGAUGAGGAAGUGGCCUCGUCAGUAUGAAUGGUUCUUUAUGAAGAUGAGGGUAGAACAUAUCUGGCUUCAGAAAUGGUAUGGAGGCAUAUCCGAUAUUUCAAGGGAGGAAUAUUUCAAAGCAGUUCCCAGAAAGGCCUGAUGGAGUAAGAAGAAAGUCCUUAAUGUUUGCACUUAAAUGAAAACCUUUUCAGUGAUGAAGCCAGACAGCUAUUGACCACUGUCUCUUUGUUGAAGGGUUCAUAGCAGCCCUGCCAUCCCUACAGCAUAAUGAAAGAGGGGGAACAGGGAACUCUAUGCUAGAUGUGAGAUUAAAGUGGUCAUUUGCAGAUCUCCAACUCACACGGAUACUUCGCAUAGAUAGUCUUUAUUCCGUUGUAUUCAAUACAGACUCACCUAUUCAGAAAUCGUGUAAUAGUGGUGGUCAAAAUGACAUGUUGAGAUCGUUGCUGUUUCCUUCUUUAAGAAAAAAAACAUGGCUGUACGUACAAUGUGAUUGCUGUGUAUUGUGAGAGUACUUUUGUUGCUUGCGGUGCCAGACACAGUCUUGGUUCUAAGCUCACUGCAACCACGAAGGAACUGACUGUGCAUCACACAGCCACAACAUGGUAUUAGGGUGAGGGUGGAGGACUGUGUGUCUAUGGAUUACUCCUCCUGCCGGUGGAUUGCAAAUGCAUUAUUAAGUCAUACUGGCUAGAAUGUACCGGUCACUUACGCGGCUUUUUCCCCACCAUAACGUGAAAACAUUUAAGAACAUAGGAUGCUUUCUGCACAGCCCUUCUCUAUGUAACCAGCCAUGGCAGUGCAUUAAAGGGGAACAAGUAGCUUCGACAUUAAGCUUCCCAAAAGGUUGAGCUGCUCACACUUCUGGCAAGGGUUCCCCUCUCGCCUGCAUGAACGGGGCAUCCAGAAUAAGAAGUGCCCCAUUCUGUGGUGGAGAAAGAGGAAAGGGGAGAGGGUGAAGCUGGGAAAGUAAAGGCAGCACAUUAGAGAAGGAAGAAAGGAAGCCGGUAACUGAGGGCCUGCUGCCUGCCCAGCCCUGGGCCAGGCCCUCCAUGGAAGCCAUCACAUUUAAGCCCCGCAACCAAUAAGAUGCACAUCAUCAUUGCCUCUUACAGACAAGAAAACCGGACUCAGAGAGGUUGAGUCCACAUCCCAGACAGCGCACUGCAAACACGGGUGGAGUGGUUCCUAGAAGACAUCCAGUUUUAAGAAGGAAUGAGUUAUUGAAAUGCACGGGUAGAAACUGAACCAGGAAAAUCAGCAAAGUGAUUGUAAAAGAGAAGGACUAGCCUGCCUAGAGACGAUGUUUCUUGCUUUUGGAAAAAAAAGUCUCUGAAAUUUGAUUCUUACUACAGAUUUAAACUUUCUACAUAUUACAUGUAGGUGCUUCUAGUGUUUUCAAGAAAUUAGACUGUACCUGUGUACACUUCUGAGGCCCACAUGGACCUAUGCAUAUAUAUAUCUAAGACCUCUGAUCAUUAAAACCUAUAAAGGAUU